GAGGUGCGGCGUCGGUGCGCAUGCGGCUCGGCUUGGCUUUGCUGUGCUGCGCGCUCGCUGAGCGCGCCUGCGGUCUGGCGUCGCUGCAGCCGCCGCGGCUGAGCCGCCGCGCGCGCCGUGCCGCCGCGCCGCUGCUCCGCGAGGUCAACGUCGCGGACCUGCCGCUGCGGCCGCCGAUGGCGCCGGCGACGCUCGUGGAGCAUGAGCCGGAGGCGGCGGCGGCGGCGGCGGCGGUGGGGCCGGCGGUGAUUGAGGAGGGCGACGACGACGAGGAGGAGGCCGGCUUCGAGGAGGCGAGCGUGGUCGUGCUCGACGAGACGGAGGACGAGCGGAGAGCGAGAGUCAAGGCUGAGAUGGACGCGGCGGUCAUCGGCGACGCCAACUCCAAGGUUGUGAUGGAGCGGCUCAAGGGGCAGGAGGACGACGACGGCGGCCUGGCGGCCCUGCUCGGCUCCUUCCUCGUCUUCCUCGACCCGACCGGCACCGUGCGGCGGCGGCUGUGGACGCGCGCCGACUUCAUGCACAUCCACGCGGUGAGCGGGGCGUACUUUCUGUUCCUCGGGAUCCCGUGGCUGGUCUACUCGCACGUGACCAACGCGCUCGACACCUCCGUCCCGAUGGCCACCUCGGGCCCCUUCCUCACCUCUCUCCUCGUGGCCGGCCUGGUGAAUGCGCUGUCUGCGGUGCCUAUGUCAAAGUUCAACUCGAACAAGAUGCUCGACAUGCGCGACCUAAAGGCGAACGGGUUCACGUUCGGCGGGACCGGCCUGACCACCAUGUGCCUCUACAUCGCCUGGUGGUUCAGCGGCGACUACCCCGACUUCCUGCGCCCCUUCGAUAUUCCUAUCUUCCUGUUCUGGGCCCUCGUGUGCGCGGGCACGACGGCAAACUGGGAGGUGAUGCUGCAGCAGAACUUCCAGGCUAACGAGCGGAGGAGGGUCAAGGUCCCCGAGAAGGAGAUGCGCCAAAAGGCCAUCCUCUACCGGCUCGCCUCGUGGCCGAACCUGACGCAGCUCUCCUUCAUGUACUCGAUCCCGUUCGGGGGCGCCGCCUCGCUGGGGCAGGGCCCUGUGCUGCGCGCCGCCUGGCUGCAGCAGUGCACGGCGCAGUGGCCGAUGCAGAGCACGCCCAUGUACCACUACGGCAUCGCCUCGGCGAUGGGGUACGCGCUCUCGAUGUUUUCAGAGACGCUGCGCGACCGCAAGCUCGUCACGCUCGAGCAGGACUUGCUCGUCCUCAUCGUCGGCUUCACCUUCCCGAUGGUGUCGGUGCUGCUCGACGGGCUCACGUACGGAUCGGCAGUCACGAUCAGCCCGCCAGAGUACUGGGCCCUGUUUGGCUUUGGCCACCUCGGGUGAGCUAUCUGCUGUGAGAAACCUUCUUGCGACUCUAUCUGAUGGCGAGUUUUGGGGCUCACGUCGUGUGGGGCAUAGCUCUAUGGUGUGCGUCUCUGCGCGGGCCUCGCUUAGGCGCUCUCUCUAGAUACAAACGCGCGCGCCAUGUAUCUUA
This is a messenger RNA of Emiliania huxleyi CCMP1516, 1509 nucleotides long. RefSeq lists its product as hypothetical. The record is from RefSeq and is a predicted model, not a curated record. The coding region runs from base 21 to 1358 and encodes 445 amino acids. The transcript is spliced from 5 exons. Lineage: Eukaryota; Haptophyta; Isochrysidales; Noelaerhabdaceae.